Messenger RNA from Ceutorhynchus assimilis (cabbage seed weevil), 1092 nucleotides. Lineage: Eukaryota; Metazoa; Arthropoda; Insecta; Coleoptera; Curculionidae. The record is from the annotation of a GenBank genome assembly.
AGAGUACCUACGUAUAUUGAUGAACUGAUAUUUCAAGUGUUUGCCUUCAUCUUAUCAAAAAAAAAGUUAUAUAUAAAGUAAAACUCAAUAGCAAUCUCAGUUAUUAUUUGUUUAGUGAAAAUUCAGCACAAUGAAAGUUUCAACUUCAAUUUUUAUCGUUGGUAUUUUGGCAAUCGGUGCGGUUUUCGCCACACCAUUAGAGGAUCGCUUAAAUGAAUCAAGAUUACAAGGUUUAAUUGAUGGACUAAUUAAUAAAACCAUUAAUAAUAUUCUUGCUAACAUAUCUGAACCUAUUUGCGUCGACAAAAUGAAUUUGAGUUCCUCCAAUGACCAACUAAAUGGUUUCAUUGAUGUUAUCAACUUUAAACUUUACGGCAUCAAAGAAAUGGUAGCGGAAAAACUCGAUGUGUCUUUAUUAAAUUUAAAUUUAAACAGUACUCUUUAUAUCAAACAACUUGUGCUUGGGACCCAAUACGAUGCUGAUGUAACGCUUUUGGAACUGGUUCCAUUGUACGGGAAUGGUCGUGUCAGCGUUACAUUAGACGACAUUGAUAUCUGUGUUUUUGGAAAAGUCUCUACCAAAGGAGGCAUAAGUAUUUCCAACGUAACUGUAUCAUUCAACAUUGGAGAUGGUGUCUUCCAAGUAACCGGUUUACUACACAACGAAGAUUUCAGCGUUCUAUUGAGCACAAUCAUGAACGAUAACGUUAUACCUUUCAUUAACGAACACAGCGACUUGAUCAGCAAAAUUGUCAGUCCAAUUCUUGAGAAACUCAUUCAAGCCGCUCUCGGCGGUGGAUCCAAAUCAGCAGAACUAUUGGAAUUUCAGGAACUUUAUGAAGCUGAACUAGAUCAACUGCUCAAUGGAGAUUUAUAGAUUAUUUUAAUAUAAAUAUAAUAACUUAUAUUUAUAUUUUCAUCAGUAAUUUAUUUGAUAUGACGUGUUGAUGUUAAUAAAUGUAAGAUAUCAAGAAGUUGCGUAUAAAAAUUCAAAGUGGCCUCGUAUACAAUUUAUUAUUAUUAUUAUUAUUAUUAUUAUUAUCAUGGGUAUCUGCAGUAGACGUAAUAAAUCCGAUGAAACUGCUGAAUCUA